AUGCCAGGCGCCCUCACAAUGACGUCAGCCGUCACCACCACGUCAGCAGCAGCGGCAUCGGUAGCGGCGACGGAUAUCAUUACCGGCCGGGCAAGCAGCGGCGUGAGCCUGUCGGUCCGCGCGCCACAGGGAGCAGUGCUGGGGUGGGGAUCGCGCUCCUCAUUCGUGCCUGAGUCUCGGAGGCUCGCCGUCGCUUCCGCUAAUGUCGCCCGGAGCGCUGCGCCGAUGCGAGGGGCUCGGGGUGUGCGGGCGAGUGGCAACGGUGCGCCCAACGGCGCGGCGGACAUCUCGCAAGAGUUCAAGCCGGCGGCGCAGUUCUACAAGGUGGAGGCCGUCAUCCGCCCCUGGCGCCUCUCGCACGUCUGCGAGGCGCUGUUCACAGCGGGCAUCAGGGGUCUGACGGUCUCGGAUGUGAGGGGCUUCGGCACGCAGGGCACGAGCAGAGAGAGGCACGCAGGCUCUGAGUUUGCAGACGACGCGUUGGUGCUCAAGUCGAAGCUGGAGGUGGUCGUCGUGUACGACCAGGUGGAGGCGGUGAUCGCCAUCAUCAUUGACGAGGCGCGCACGGGGGAGAUCGGCGACGGCAAGAUCUUUGUGUCCCCAGUGGCUGAGGUCAUUCGAGUCCGCACAGGAGAGAGGGGCAUAGAGGCAGAGAGAAUGGCCGGAGGACGCAUGGAUCUCUUGGAGGCAGCUGGCAAAGGCGCUUCCUACGUUGCUUUUGAUGGUUACGAAACCUCGUGA
Closterium sp. Naga37s-1 is the source of this 741-nucleotide messenger RNA. The record is from the annotation of a GenBank genome assembly. Lineage: Eukaryota; Viridiplantae; Streptophyta; Zygnematophyceae; Desmidiales; Closteriaceae.